Andrographis paniculata is the source of this 985-nucleotide messenger RNA. RefSeq names its product B-box zinc finger protein 18-like. NCBI's taxonomy places the organism in Eukaryota, Viridiplantae, Streptophyta, Magnoliopsida, Lamiales, Acanthaceae. Bases 200 to 745 code for a protein of 181 amino acids. Gene Ontology annotation, molecular function: zinc ion binding. Gene Ontology annotation, cellular component: nucleus. The transcript has 5 exons. The record is from RefSeq and is a predicted model, not a curated record. Gene Ontology annotation, biological process: regulation of DNA-templated transcription; photomorphogenesis.
UUGUGGGCCUUCACUGUCCCAACGUCGUACCAUUUUCAGAUUUUCUAGAACCCUCCACACUCAGACAGACCAUCGUUGUUGCUGUCGCCAUUACCCUUACUUAAAACACACCACAGUCAAAACCCCCUUCCUCCCGAGCAUCGUUUCCACCCAUUCUGUUCCAAUUGAGCAAAUUAGGGUUUGAUCGAAGAAAUGAAGCAUGCGGACGCUUUGUGAUGUCUGCGAGAGUGCUGCUGCUAUUCUUUUCUGUGCUGCCGACGAGGCUGCGCUUUGCCGCUCCUGUGAUGAUAAGGUCCAUAUGUGCAACAAGCUUGCUAGUAGACAUGUAAGAGUGGGGCUUGCUAAUCCAAUUGGCGUGCCCCAAUGUGAUAUUUGUGAAAAUGCACCUGCAUUCUUUUACUGUGAGGUGGAUGGUAGUUCCCUCUGUUUGCAAUGUGAUACAGUCGUACAUGUUGGUGGCAAGAGAACCCACCGGAGAUAUCUUUUGCUAAGACAAAGAGUUGAGUUUCCGGGAGAUAAAUCUGGUCCAACAGCCGAGCCUGCUCUGGCAGGUAACAAUAAGAGCGAACAUAGUCUCUCAGACAAACGAAUGGUUGAUGAUGAUGAUCGGCCGAAUCACGUGGUAUCCCCUGUUCCAAACAUAGAUGUUGAUGCUGAUAGAGCUAUUGAAAAUGAAGCCAGAAUGAUUGAUCUGAAUAUGCAGCCACAGAGGCUCCGUGACCACACCUCGAACAAUCAGGUAUAAGAUAAGAUGAUUGUGCAUUCUCCGGUGGCUGGCGGGGUGGCUGUAUGCUGUGCAUCAUCAUUUCUAUCUAUCAUACAUGUCUUCCUUAAACGAGAUGUUAGAAUUUAUGCUUUAAGGUAUGUAUUGUUUUGGGUUAGAGCUCCAAACUUUAAGAGCACAAAUUUUAAAUUUAUUUGUUUUGGAGAUGGAGAUGGAGAUGAGAUGUUUGCAUCUGCUUGGGAAGAAAAGAAAUUUGAUGAA